AUGGGCCAAAAACAGUCGGCUGUUGAGGCCACCUUCUUCUGCCCCACAACCAAUAACUCACUUGCCGACCCCCUAGCUCCCUGCACCCACUGCGAAGCCCUCCACGACAUCAUCUGGCAAUCCGUCUACAUCUGCCCCAACACAGGCUACCGCAUCGACCGCGACCGGGCGCCCUCAGCCGCCCGCCCAGACCGUGAAUGCCCUUCCUGUUUCCAGAGCCACCAGCCGGCGACGAAGAGGGUGUAUAUCUGCCCUGUGACGGGGGCCACGAUCCCCCAUCCGCGGGAUACGGGCGGGAAGUGUGAGAAGUGUGGGAGGAGUCAUGAGGAUAAUUCGACGCCUGUGGGGAGUAGGGAGGCGGUGGGGAGUAUGGGGAGUUUGAGGAGUGGGAGGAGUGGGAGGAGUUGA
Messenger RNA from Dichotomopilus funicola, 408 nucleotides. RefSeq lists its product as uncharacterized. The transcript is spliced from 2 exons. Lineage: Eukaryota; Fungi; Ascomycota; Sordariomycetes; Sordariales; Chaetomiaceae. The record is from RefSeq and is a predicted model, not a curated record. The coding region runs from base 1 to 408 and encodes 135 amino acids.